AUGGCUGGAUUCUACUUUUUCUGGAGCUACCACAGCGCAUCGGAGGGCGAAUUCGACUUCACGACCGGAGCGCACAACCUGCAGCGGCUGUUCGACUACGCGAAACAGGCCGGGCUGUACGUGAUCGCACGGGCCGGGCCGUACUGCAACGCCGAGACGUCGGCGGGGGGCUUCGCGCUGUGGGCGGCGAACGGCCAGAUGGGCCGCGAGCGCACCAGCGACGCGGCGUACCACGCGCGCUGGCAGGCCUGGAUCGCAGCGGUGGGCGAGAUCAUCGCCGCGAACCAGAUCACGCACGGCGGGCCGGUGAUCCUCAACCAGCACGAGAACGAGCUGCAGGAGACGGUGUACGCGGCGGACGACACGCGCGUGCAGUACAUGGAGCAGAUCGCGGCGGCGUUCGACGCGGCCGGCAUCGUCGUGCCCAGCAGCCACAACGAGAAGGGCAUGCGCGCCGUCAGCUGGUCGACGGACUACCACGACGUCGGCGGUGCAGUGAACGUGUACGGGCUGGACUCGUACCCGGGCGGGCUGUCGUGCACGAACCGCGACGCGGGCUUCCGGCUCGUGCGCACGUACUACCAGUGGUUCCAGAACUACUCGUUCACGCAGCCCGAGUACCUGCCCGAGUUCGAGGGCGGCUGGUUCCAGCCCUGGGGCGGCGCGGUGUACGACACCUGCGCGGCGGAGCUGUCGCCCGAGUUUGCCGACGUCUACUACAAGAAUAACAUCGGCUCGCGCGUGACCCUGCAGAACCUGUACAUGGUGUUUGGUGGCACGAACUGGGGGCAUAGUGCCGCGCCGGUCGUCUACACCUCGUACGACUAUGGCGCGCCGCUGCGCGAGACCCGCGAGGUGCGCGAUAAGCUGAAGCAGACCAAGCUGCUGGGCUUGUUUACGCGCGUGUCGGGCGAUCUGCUCAAGACGUACAUGGAGGGGAAUGGCACCGGGUAUACGAGCGACGCGGCGGUGUUCACCUGGGCGCUGCGCAACCCGGACACGCAUGCCGGGUUUUAUGUCGUUGCGCAUGAGAGUAGUCCGUCGCGGGCAGUGACGGACUUUGCGUUGAACGUCAACACGUCUGCAGGGGCCAUGACCAUCCCCGAUAUCCAGCUCGACGGCCGUCAGAGCAAGAUCGUCGUGACGGAUUACAGCGCCGGAAGAGCGUCUCUGCUGUACUCGUCGGCGGAGGUGCUCACCUAUACGACGCUGGACACGGACGUACUGGUGUUCUACCUGAAUGUCGGGCAGACGGGGACGUUUGCGUUCAAGCACGCCCCGCGCGGCCUUCGCUUCCAGGUGUAUGGCGAGUCGAAGCUGCGCGCCGCCAACACCACUCACGGCACGCAGUAUUCGUACGUCCAGGCCGAGGGCGUCACGGCGGUGAAGUUCUCCAACGGCGUGGUGGUGUAUCUCCUCGACAAGGCGUCUGCGUGGAACUUCUUUGCGCCGCCGCUAACCUCCACGCCGGAGGUCGCCCCGGACCAACACAUCUUCGUGCUGGGCCCGUAUCUUGUGCGCGGCGCGUCGAUCAAGGGCACCACGGUGGAGAUUACAGGAGACAACGCCAACACCACCUCUCUCGAGGUGUACGCCGGAGACGACAAGGUAACCAAGGUCAAAUGGAACGGAAAGCCCGUCAAGACCAAACGCACCGCCUACGGCAGUCUAAUCGGGACGGCCCCCGGCGCGGAAGACGUCAAAAUCACCCUCCCAUCGCUAGGCCCGUGGAAAGCACAGGAUACGCUCCCGGAGAUCGACCCGGCGUACGACGACUCCCGCUGGACGGUAUGCAACAAGACCACCUCCGUGAACGCGCAGAAGCCGCUCUCCCUCCCGGUGCUGUACUCGGGCGACUACGGAUACCACACAGGGACGAAGAUCUACCGCGGCCGGUUCGACGGGCAGAACGCGACGGCGGCCAACGUCACCGUGCAGAACGGCGUGGCGGCCGGCUGGGCCGCCUGGCUGAACGGGGCGUACGUGGGCGGCGCGGUGGGCAGCCCCAGCCAGGUGACGACGUCCGCCGUGCUCACCUUUAACCAGUCCACUCUGCGCGCCCGCGACAACGUCCUCACUGUCGUCACCGACUAUACAGGCCACGACCAGAACAGCCAGGGCCCGCUGGGCACGCAGAACCCGCGCGGCAUUCUGGGCGCGACGCUGGCGGGCGGGGCUACCUUCACCUCGUGGCGCAUCCAGGGCAACGCAGGCGGGGAGCGGAACAUCGACGCCGUGCGCGGCCCUAUGAACGAGGGCGGGCUGUAUGGCGAGCGCAUGGGCUGGCAUCUGCCUGGGUACGAGGCGGCGGCCGCCGCGGCGGCCAGCAGUCCGCUGGACGGGGUGUCCGGCGCGGAGGGGCGGUUCUACACGACGCGCUUCCGGCUUGACCUGCCGGCUGACAUGGACGUGCCGAUUGGGCUGCAGCUGGGGGCGCCCGCCGGCACGGCGGCGGUGGUGCAGGUGUUCAUGAACGGGUACCAGUUUGGCCACUACCUGCCGCAUAUCGGGCCGCAGACGCUGUUCCCGUUUCCGCCGGGGGUGAUCAAUAACCGCGGGGAGAAUACGCUGGCGAUUAGUCUGUGGGCGUUGACGGAUGCCGGGGCGCGGCUAGAUCGGGUGGAGCUGAAGACGUAUGGUCAGUAUCGGAGUGGGUUUGAUUUUAAUCGGGAUUGGAGUUAUUUGCAGCCUCGUUGGACUGACCGGGCGGAGUAUGCAUAG
Aspergillus terreus NIH2624 is the source of this 2721-nucleotide messenger RNA. Its product is annotated as glycoside hydrolase family 35 protein. Lineage: Eukaryota; Fungi; Ascomycota; Eurotiomycetes; Eurotiales; Aspergillaceae. The transcript has 3 exons. Bases 1 to 2721 code for a protein of 906 amino acids. Gene Ontology annotation, molecular function: beta-galactosidase activity. The record is from RefSeq and is a predicted model, not a curated record. Gene Ontology annotation, biological process: carbohydrate metabolic process. Gene Ontology annotation, cellular component: vacuole.